This is a messenger RNA of Clarias gariepinus (North African catfish), 822 nucleotides long. Its product is annotated as SLAM family member 5-like. The transcript is spliced from 5 exons. Bases 1 to 822 code for a protein of 273 amino acids. The record is from RefSeq and is a predicted model, not a curated record. NCBI's taxonomy places the organism in Eukaryota, Metazoa, Chordata, Actinopteri, Siluriformes, Clariidae.
AUGAAGGAAUAUCAUGGACAUUAUGCUUUCAUCACUGGAGUUCUAAUGUAUGGGAUUCUUCAGGGUCUAUGUGUUGUCUUGGCUGAUACGAACAAAGUGAUGUACAAAGCUACUGGCAGCUCCCUGGAUCUAACAGUGAAAUAUCCAAAAGACUCUGUGUCAUUGGUUGAGUGGUUCUUUAAUGGGAAACUGUUUGCUGAGUAUUCUAAAAGCCGAGCUUACUCACAUUCCCUGAAUUCCCAGUUCACAGGACGGAUAAAAGACGACAAUAAUAAAGUUGGAAUAACUGUACAAGACCUUCAACUCCAAGACUCUGGGCCAUAUUCAGUGUUUAUAGAUUUAAGUGAAAAACAGCAGCCUACAGAGGAAUUUACAGUUUAUAUUCAAAGCCCCAUAACAGCUGUGCAGAUUGAGAAGACUGAGAUGUGGAAAGUGUUCACAAACAGCUGUGAUGUUGAUGUGAAGUGUGCAGCGCUCGGAGCUGAGAGAGUCUCCUACCUGUGGAGCGGCUAUAAGACUGGGAGUGGAGCUCAGCUGCAGUUCAGUCUCUCACCAGCAGAUGGAGACGUGACACUGAACUGCACUGCAACUAACAACGUCAGCAACAUGACUGAUACAGAGACACUGAGCUGUAGUCACAAUGUUCACCCCGGGGUGGAAGAUAAGGUUUUAAUCUUUGAUGUGGAAACACUAUUGUUACUCAUCAGUAGUCUAGUGACGGUGUCUCCAUAUCUGCUGGUGACCAUCAUCCUGGGUGUGAAAUGUUACAGAGCUCGAGGACAUCAUAAAAGCCGGUAUGCUGUAACUGUCACUGAGGAAUAA